AUGCUCCUACCGGGACCGCUGUGGCUGUGGCUGGUGUGGGUGGGACAGUCCCAUGCCCACAGCCUAUUCACCUGUGAGCCAAUUAGAGUGCACCGAUGUCUGGAGAUGUCUUACAACAUGACCUUCUUCCCCAACAUGAUGGAGCACUACGACCAGGACAUCGCAGCCAGUAAAAUGGAGCCUUUUAUGCCAUUGGCAAAGUUGCGCUGUUCCCCAGAUGUGCACCACUUCCUGUGCCAGGCCUUUUAUCCUCCAUGCCUCGAGGAAAACAACGUGUUUGGUCCCUGCAGGGAGGAGUGCAAGACCGUGCUAUCCGGCUGUGCAAAGGAUAUCAGCACUUUUGGCAUUACAUGGCCCCCGGAACUACAGUGUGACAAGUUGCCUUCCUGCGGUGGCAUCGAUCCGGACUCCUCUCUACAAGCCACCACUCCCAUGAAAUCUUCCCCGGCAAAACGCGACCUUGGCUUUUGGUGCCCGCUGCAGAUCAAGACCAAAUCAGGUUUUGGCUCUUCUUUCCUCGGCGCUGACGACUGCGCCCCGCCAUGCUCCAACAUGUACUUCAAGCCACACGACAUCGACUUUGCCAAGAGCUUUAUUGGCGUGUGCUCCAUCGUUUGCCUCGCGGCCACACUCUUCACUUUCCUCACCUUCCUCAUUGACGUCAAGCGUUUUCGAUAUCCUGAGCGGCCGAUUAUUUUCUACGCAGUCUGUUAUAGUUUCGUGUCACUGAUCUACUUCAUCGGAUUUCUGCUGGGGAACAAAGCGGCCUGCACGGAGCCCUUCCACCCCACCGGCAUGUUUACGGUGGUUCUUGGAUCCCAGAGUAAAGGAUGCACCCUGCUUUUCAUGUUGCUCUACUUCUUCACCAUCGCUGGAGUCGUCUGGUGGGUCAUUCUCACCAUCACCUGGUUCCUGGCGGCGGGGCCCAAGUGGAGCUGUGAAGCCAUUGAAAAAAAAGCGGUGUGGUUCCACUCGGCUGCCUGGGGAAUCCCUGGUGCACUCACUGUCAUGCUUCUGGCUCUAAAUAAAGUUGAAGGCGACAACAUCAGCGGCGUCUGCUUUGUGGGCCUGUACGACCUGGAUGCGCUUCGCUACUUUGUCCUGGCUCCGCUCUGUGUGGGCGUUGUGGUGGGACUUUGCCUGAUCCUGGCCGGCAUCGUCUCCCUCAACCACGUUCGGCAGGUCAUCCAGCACGACGAGAGGAACCAGGAGAAGCUCAAGAAGUUCAUGAUCUGGAUCGGCGUGUUCAGCUGCCUGUAUCUGGUGCCACUGGUCGCACUAUUGGGCUGUUACACCUAUGAACAAAGCCACAGGAGCCACUGGGAGGCCACCUGGCUCAGGGAAAACUGUCAGAAGUACAGCAUCCCCUGCCCCUCCAAGGAUGUUGAGCCUCAGCACCCAGACCUCGCACUGUUUCUGGUGAAGUACUUGAUGACGUUAGUGGUGGGGAUUUCUUCUGUGUUCUGGGUCAGCAGCAAAAAGACCUGCUCUGAGUGGGCCUACUUCUGCAACAGGACCCGCAAGAGAGAUCCCAUCAGCGAGAGCCGCCGCGUACUUCAGGAGUCAUGUGAGUUUUUCCUGAAGCACAACAGCCGUGUGCAGCACAAGAAGAAGCACUACAAAUCAAGCGCUCACAAACUCAAGGUGGUCUCUAAAUCCAUGGGCACGAGCACCGGAGGAGUACCCACCAGCGCCUCCGUCUCCGUAGCCACCAACCAAGAACCUACACCGUCUGGUUCUGCACCUCCCCAGGGCUCUUAUUCUGAGGCCUCCAUCCGGGAUCACAUGGAGAGGGGAGUGUCCAGCCGGAGCUCACGCCGAGAUCCAGACCGAGAUCGAGACCGACAUCGAGACCGGGACGAAAGGCAUAGUAAAGAAGGCAGCUCCGGCAAAGUCAGCAGCCUGUCCGACAGCUUGGCACGUAUCGCUGAUGGAAGGAAUACUCCUAGAAGUGACCACUCUGAAGCCAAGCGGGUUUCCUCAGUCCAUCCAACAUCAAGCUUUAAAUCUACCCCACAACAGCAACCUCCAGAAGUGCAGCCAACUCCAAACAGUGCACAAGGCUUAUGA
Molecule: messenger RNA, 2070 nt
Organism: Knipowitschia caucasica
Lineage: Eukaryota; Metazoa; Chordata; Actinopteri; Gobiiformes; Gobiidae
Source: the annotation of a GenBank genome assembly